CCCAAGACCACCAAAGUGGAGCUCAAGGCCAUUAACAGAUAUAGCAGCCCAGGGAACCUGGCUGUCUUCCUCCAUCUGGCUGUGGUGCUCUUGGCCAUUGGUACAUUCUUCAGCGCCUGCCACGGGGCCGGCCCAACCUGGUUCUUGGUUUAUGAGGUCACCUCCACCAAGCACACUCGUGAUAUCUACAAAGAGCUCCUCAUCUCUUUGGCGGGCUUUGGAGUCCUCUUCUUGCUGCUCUGGGUUGGCAUCUACGUAUGA
Molecule: messenger RNA, 261 nt
Organism: Diceros bicornis minor
Lineage: Eukaryota; Metazoa; Chordata; Mammalia; Perissodactyla; Rhinocerotidae
Product: transmembrane protein 258-like
Exons: 2
Biological process (GO): protein N-linked glycosylation
Cellular component (GO): membrane-bounded organelle
Source: RefSeq, a predicted model, not a curated record